This is a messenger RNA of Punica granatum (pomegranate), 1656 nucleotides long. NCBI's taxonomy places the organism in Eukaryota, Viridiplantae, Streptophyta, Magnoliopsida, Myrtales, Lythraceae. The record is from RefSeq and is a predicted model, not a curated record.
AGCUUCGAGCAGAGUCGCUGGCAGGGCCAAGCGCCACCGCUCUGACAGAACUUCUUGGCCGGCGUCAAUGGCUUCGACUUAGGAAGCUUCAGCCCACUGGGCGGCGAAAUUUGAGCACAUCUAAAACCCCUUUCCUAACGAAAAGCCAUUCCCUUAAACCUUUCAUCUCUCUCUCUCUCUCUCUCUCUCUCUCUCUCUCUCUGUGUCUGCGGUCGGCGCUGACUGAUUUGGCAAAUGUUCAUGCUUGUCAUGGUGCGACUCCGUGAUUGAGAAGCGGUGGCGAGAACGUUGAGGAUGUUGGCCAGAGGAGGAGGAAGACUGACCGUUUGCUCCAGAAGCUCUGCCGCCAGUGCUUGGUUGACCAAAGAAAUCGGUGAGCAGCAUGCGUCAAAUAUUCAGUGGCGUGGAAGAUCAAAUGCCGCAUUGGCUUCUGACAUACCAGAUCCUCAGAAACAGCGUAAAAGGGUGUCAAAAGAUCAAAGACGAGCUAUGUUGGAGUCUUAUGUCAGCAAGUAUAGAGAGGCUAAUGCUGGAAAGUUUCCAAGUGCUGCUAAAGCUAGAGAGGAAGUUGGUGGAAGUUACUAUGUUGUAAAGCAGAUUAUGCAAGAGCUGGAAUACAAUUUGAAGAUGGAUCCUUUAACUAAUGGGGUGAAAACAUCGAGGAGAAAUGAAAUGAGUAAGAAUAGGAAAUCUAUGAUCAAAAUCAGAGACUUUCCGAGCCAAGGAACCAUUGAUGCCAGAAAAAAAGAUGCUGCGGAGGCAAUAACUUCUAGAGAUGCCGAGAUCGGCGAGAAUCUAAGGGAUGAAACUACUGCAUCUCACGAUUUCCUAAAGCCUGCUGCUGAAGGCUUAAAUCAUGAUCUUGUUGAGAGACAAAGUACAUUACUGAAAAAGGAUGACCAGGAAAUUCCUUGUCCGCCUGAGAGACAAGAGGAUGCUGGCAAGGAAGUUUACGACGACCGAGCUAAGUUUGUUUCAGAGCAAACUCAUGCAAAGGAAGAAACCAAAGAAGACAGUGAAGAGGGCAAAUCUCCUACGGACCUAUCUGAUGUUACAUUGGAAGUUGACAGGGCAACAUUAGAAGCGCCAAAGGUUUCAACUGAUUCGGAUAGUCCAAACAGGCAAGAGAAGCAGCAUGAAUCAUCCACUGAAUCGGACAUUUCUAUAAAAAGAAGAGAAGAUGCAGAACCUCCACGAAAGUCAUCGCUGUGGGGGAAUCUCAAAUCAUUUGCGGAUAGCAUCAUCAGCAUCUGGAGGAAUUGAUAAAUUGUUGAGCUUCAAGUUCUACAAUAACUUUGAAGACAAUUUUGCUGCCUCUGAUCAGGUUCCCGAUCAAAUAGACUUGCUUAGCAGAUGAUUUUCGUAUGUAACUUUCUUACCUUUUGCAAGGACUGAGUAGAAGUAGAAGGUUCACACUUUGUUCGACUUUCAAGUACUUUUUGGAGCAAUAGUUUGCUAUUAUCGUUUCUUCAACAUCAUUUUGGAGGAUCGAAGCGAGCAACAUUCUCGUAGAUAUUUUAGUCUAGUGGGCGGAAAAGUUUCAGGAUUGUACAAAGAUUGAGUUCUUAUCUUUGGAAUCGCAAUGUACUCGAGAGGGGUUAGAAGUUGGGACUGUGCUCGCUUCGAAAUUCAUGACUAUAUUACUUGUUCUGCCCA